Torulaspora delbrueckii is the source of this 4176-nucleotide messenger RNA. It is a transcript of the gene STU1, whose product is annotated as Stu1p. The transcript has a single exon. Lineage: Eukaryota; Fungi; Ascomycota; Saccharomycetes; Saccharomycetales; Saccharomycetaceae. The coding region runs from base 1 to 4176 and encodes 1391 amino acids. Gene Ontology annotation, cellular component: cytoplasmic microtubule; mitotic spindle; spindle microtubule. Gene Ontology annotation, molecular function: microtubule binding. Gene Ontology annotation, biological process: astral microtubule depolymerization; mitotic spindle assembly. The record is from RefSeq and is a predicted model, not a curated record.
AUGACCGACUUCUCUGAUUCUGGUUUCCCGUUGUACGAAAAACUUGUGAAUAAAAAGGGCAUUCAGAAGGCCGACGAUAAUGAUGCCGAUGUUCGUAUCGUUCUUUUGACCCAAUUCAAAGGCCAUGUGAAGAAAGAGCUGUUACACGUUCCGUCCAUUCCCAGUUAUUUUGAGAGUUUGUACUAUAUUCUGGACUAUUCGGCAUCAUCGAGCGUUAAACUGCUUAUUUUGACACAUUCGUCGUUGUGUUACCUUGUCAAGCGGGUGGCCAUGCAAUUACCAACCUAUUUCAAGGACUCAGAGGUAACUAAUGAACUAUUACUUCACCUUUUUUUCCUUCGAGGAGACAAUGAUGACUAUUUGCAGAAUAAAAACCUUUGGGCUAGCGCCUGCAGGGCACUGGAAGCUAUCUACCUUGUACAACCACUGCUUUUGCAGAAAUGUCUCCAAAGGUUACUAUAUGGCCUUGAAUCCAAGAGAAAGAUUUUGUUAGUAGUGGAUGAGUUUUUACAAAUUAAUAAGAGGAAUAAUGCAAGCACAGAUAACGAUAAUCUUAUGACAGAAUUGUUCAAUUCUAAGUUUCUUCAGGAAUUGUCGUCCACUGCAAAAAAUGAACAAAACAAUCAGUUGACCUUAGAUGUUCUGCGAAGAAACUUUAAUCAUGACGAUCAAUUAAAAAUUUUCUCGCAACAGAUCAAUGAAGAUAGUGGCUCUUUCAGCGUUCCUAUAUUUGAUAUCGACUACGAAUUGGGUCUUAUCGCCGAGGAAUACCGUAUUCACGAGAAUGGUUAUGUAAAGCCCGAGGAAGUUUAUCAUGGCCGCGGAUUCGCAUCCAUGGACGAUUUGUAUGCGCAUCUAGAGAAGUUGUUGAUACCGUUUCAGAGUCCAAAAGAAACCGAGAAAAAUUGGAAAGAAAGACAAUCAAAUUUGUUACAGUUACGAGAUAUGAUACAUGGCGACGAUUUUAUUGCAAAUAAUCAACUAUCAUUCCUCUCUGUUUGUAAAGAUUUACAGAUGAUCGAAUGCAUUGGUAAAGCGGUUUUGUCACUCAGAACAACGCUUUCCAUGACUGCAUGCCAAGUCAUCAAAGCUUUCUUGAUGAAAUUUCAGCAAACAUUAGACUUGGCAAUUUUAGAUCAGAUAUUUUCUGUCUUAAAAAGUUUACUACUAACUGCCAAAAAGAUCUCGUCAAAUACAGCUUUUAACUGUCUCAUCAUAAUGUUUAUCAAUAUUGGAUUCCAUAAUAAGCUCUUUCAAUAUUGUUUGAUGCUAGUUAAUGAAAAGUCUGUCACACCAAGAAACUGCUCGGCGAUUUUACUCAGGAUCAUAUUAAUCAAAUACACAGAUUCGAAAAAAUUAGAUCCCCUGACAGUUUAUAUUGAAGAGUGGCUAAAGAAAGGCAUCACGGAUGCACAAACAAGUGUAAGAGAAUCCAUGCGACUUACCUUCUGGUACUAUUAUAAAUGCUAUCCACUGAAUGCCAAGAAUUUUCUCAACACUCAACUCUCUUUACAAUUAAGAAAAGCCGUUGAAUUAUCGAUACCCCAUCACAUAAGAAUAAAUUACAAUCCAGUUCAUAUGGCUCCUUCAUCAUCUUCGUCAUCAGAGUCUUUGAAUAAGUCCAGUCAUCACUUCAAGAAAUUUCCAAGCUACGCAAAACCAACUCAAUCAUCCAAUGCUUUUCUGCAAAGAAUGGCAAACCAUAGAUCAGCAAGUGAAUAUUUGCCGAGUGAUGUGGAUCACAGCACUAAUGUUAGGAGAAAGAUAAGUGCACCUCCAUCGUCAUCUGGAAGGCGAACCAUCAAUGCAACCACUGAGAAACAAGCAAGCAAUGUUAGUAACGAUUUGGGGAACUCUAUUCAGAUUGAGCUCACCGAUGAUAUUUCAAAUUCUCACUCUAAUAGCCUAAUAACAAAAUAUCUUGGGAAAGAUCAGCAGGUCGACGAUUUCGAAUUAAUUUAUCGAGAUCUAAAUUCACACUCUCUGAUGACAAUAAAAGAUGGUCUCCAACUUUUGCAGAAGAAACUUCUGACAACAAAGUCAAGUGGCAAUGAUGAGGCGAUUGAUGUCAGUAAGAUUGUCCCCGCAUUGAAAACAAUAAUGGUCAAGGCCCCCUCGGAUCUCAAGCCUUUUUUAGCGAUUCCCUAUUUUUGCCGAUCAAUACCCGUCGAUUAUCUGCUAGAAAUUCAUGCGAUCAAUGGUGUCGACCUUAACGAUCAUAUUUUACAAAGCACAUCUGAAACUGUUUUCUUGGAGACUGUCACAGAUCUGAUAACAAGGCUCCGUUCUAACGCAUUUGAAAAUGAUGAUUACGAAGAUCUGCCCGAGUUGUCACUAUACUACAUGAAAUAUAGACAGUCCAUUUUCAAUUUCUGUUUUCGAGUUCUUUCGGUGGUACUGCAAAGAGCUGAGAAUUCAAUUCAACCGGAUACAGUUAUUCGUUGCGUCAUCUCCAUGACGGGAGUAUGGGGUCUUGAAUUUGAAGAAGAGCCUUAUUUUGAUGCUCUGGGUCAAUUACACUUUCAUAACGAGGACGCUUUCAAGGAAGCGCUUGGGAGCAUUGAAUCAGUUUCAACCAAGUUGAAAAUUUGCGAAGGAUUGACGGCUCGAAAUGGAGGAACGAUGUUCAACAGUGACGAGCUCAUUGGCAGAAGACAUAUUUCAUCCGGUGCUGCUCAUGGCAACGACCGAAAUGAAGAUGUCUAUAAUGAGGACAACGAUGCGGUCGAAGAUCGGAAAUUUUUAGAGAUGACAAUGGUCAACCCUUUCAAUCAGAACAGGAGUGCUAGCGGUGGCAGUGUUGUGCAUCACGAACCUAAUUCGGAGAUAGAGGAAAAGAAGGAGCAUUUCCAAGAGCCUAGAAUUUCAGAGAUGACGAAAGUCGUUAGUGUUUACGAACUACCUCAACAGCUCAGCGAACCUGAUCAAGAUGGAGACGUAAAGAUGGCUGAGCAACCCGACGUCAAUCUAAGCGAAAUUUUUGGAAAUUCAAUUGAUCAGGAGAACGGAAGGGUGAAAUUUUGCAGUGAACCGCCAAAACUGAUAAAUCCAAGUACUGGUUCAUCAUCCGCCGGUGCGUCCGCACUAAUAACAGACUCUCCUCGCAAUGAAAUCAACCUUAACAAAGAGGCAUCCAUAGAAAGAAACAAGUCACCCGUAACCCCACUGGCUGAACAUGAAGCUAAGAUAUUAAGUCAUGGAAUCAACAGCAUUGAUAUCAGUGUGAAAAGAAACAAAGAUCAACUUCUUCCUAGCGUUUCAUCUGAGAUUUUGAAUAACGCAAUACAUAAUGAUACCAGCAAUGAGGACCAUAUGAGCGAAUCAGAGUUUCUACAGCUGCUAUCGCCCGAAACUUUGACCUACUACGAAAUUUCACAGCUCUGGGAGAUGCAUGUGGCCGAAGAUGCUGGAGACCAUUUCAAAGAGAUGAUGAAAGCUAUAGGCAGAAUAAAGAAUCGUUCCUUCACAAUCAAACAUUUGAAUGAUCUGAUAGUUCCACUUCUGGCGGCUUCACACCAUAACGCUCUGCGAAAAUGGUUAGAGAAUGAGGAUGGUUAUGACGAACUACUAACCUUGAGUAAACUUCUGCUCAAUUCUGCAGAUGAGACCACUCUAAUACCAAUUAACAUGGCAUGCAAAUGUAUUGUUCUAACUGAAUGCCUAGUCCUGAUGAAUAGCCAAUUGUCCAAUGUUCCUUCACUCGCAUCUGCUGCUUUUCAUGAUAUUUGGGAUUUUGUUGUCGACAUGGUCGGCAAACUAUCUGAUUACUCGAAUGAACUAUAUGUUCUUUUACAAGAGUUGAGAGACUUAUUGAACGAAGCUCAAUUAUUCUCUUCCAAAGAUAUUACAAGCAUUGUGAGUCUCCUAGCGACACAAACCCAAGAAAACGGUACCAGAAUCAAAGAAACUUUUCUCAUAGAAACCCUUUCUCUUAUCAUAUCCAGAAAUGCUGAACACAUCAAAGAGCAUCAGUACUCAGAAAUUGUUCAGAUGAUGCAAUUUUUCUUCGAGAGUGACUUUAGCGAAUGGCGUUCCGCUAGUGCUGGAGUACUGGCGAAUGUUCUAAAACAAUUCAAAUCUACUUAUUCAUCGGACGACGCUAUACGGAGGCUUUUCGGGUUCCUGUCCCACCAGCAAUUCCAGCUGAUCACCCGUAUUGUUUCAAGUUCAAAUUGA